This is a messenger RNA of Equus quagga, 1889 nucleotides long. RefSeq names its product coiled-coil domain containing 122 (gene CCDC122). NCBI's taxonomy places the organism in Eukaryota, Metazoa, Chordata, Mammalia, Perissodactyla, Equidae. The transcript has 6 exons. Bases 1 to 1572 code for a protein of 523 amino acids. The record is from RefSeq and is a predicted model, not a curated record.
AUGUCACCGCCGGGUCCCGUGCUCCGUCCCGUGCUCGCCUCCUCGCCCCUGUGCGCCCGUCCGCCCGACGGCCGCGCCCCGCAGCAGCUUCGCCGUCCUCCUCCUCCCCCGGCACCUUCGGCGGCACAGUCCGUCGGCGGCCGGCUCGGGGCCCGAGCGAAACCCGGGCGCCGCGCGCGUGCCACCCGGAGUCCAAAGCCCGGUCCCCGCGGCUGUGUGGGCGGCGGGGGCGACGCGCGCCCCGCCUCAGCCACCUCUGCCGCUUCUCCGGGGCCGCAGGGCCCCCGCCCCGGCAUCGGCCCCGGCAAUGGCCCCCGGCUCGCGCCCGCACGCCGAAGGGCGCGUUCGGAGGGGAGACCCCGGACGGAGCCGAGCGCGACAGCCCGCGCCCGCGGGGCCGCAGCAGUUCCGGGUCAGGCGGCCGCGGCUCACGCAGCCGGGGCCCCGCGGAGGGAAGAGGAACCGGAACCCGGGCUGCGGACGGGGCCUCCGAGCCAGGCGGGUCUGCGCGCGGGGAGCGACCUCGGGAAGGAAGCAGGCUCCUUCUGCGAGCGGAGGCCCUUUGCCCCAGGCCCCUCUGCAGCCGCUCGGGACGGAUCGCUGCCCCCCAGUGUGGUCGGGAACGUGGUUUACUCACCAGAGUCCAGGCCUGAGGACCUCCUUCCCUCAGCGCUUGGCAGUUUGUCCAUCCAAAGUUCAAGAGUAAAGAAGGUGAACCAGAAAGGGGAAAAGAGGCACACAAGAAUGUCAGGGAACAUAGAAAGGAAGAGUCAAGGAGUUCCUGAAGAAGCUGUGGCUAAACAGGACACAUCUUCAUUAACUGAUGCUGUAGAGCAAGUGGCAAAGCAACAGCAAUCACAAACAUCGGAAAUAGAGAAAAAUAAAAAAGUUUUAUUCCAUUUGCAGAAUGAACUUCAUGAGCUUGAAAAACAAAUAGCAUCUGUCUCUGCAGAAACUAAGGAAACAGAGAGGCAAAUUUAUCAGCAAGAUGCUGCCAUAGAGAAUACCAAACUUCAGUGUGGGAGCCUAGAAACUCAAAUCAAAUCCUUACAUUCAGAAAACGUAAAGCUUAAAUUUGACAUAGAAGCUGCCCAAGAAGAUUUUGAGGAACAAGUGAUAAGAUAUAAUGAAUAUCAUGCAAAAAUAAAAGUGCAUAAAGAUAGUUUGGGGGAAAUAGAAAGCAAAUGGUCAUUUAUGAGUGAACUCCAGGAAAAACGAGAUCUUGUUAAAAAACUAAAGGCAAUGAAAGAGGAACUUAUGCAAGAUCUCCAAAAUCCAGAAGGAAACCAGAUGAAACAAGUACAGGAAGACAUUACAAAGCUAAAGGAUAAAAUUAUAACUGUAAAAGAGUCUAUCAUUGAAGAAACUUGUUUUCUUGAGGAAGAAAAAGAGACACAUGAAAGAUUAAGGAAAGAAAUAGAGGUACAACAUAAGAGAUAUGGUGCAAUUCUUAAGCGUUUGCAUUGUCAGGUGAACAAGCUUCAGUCAAAUAGAAGACAAUGGCAAUGGAACAUUCAACAACUGGAGAAAACUGCAGCUGAACUGAGAAAACGCAUUGGAAUGAAAGAUUAACAUGGCUGUAGGGCAAUAGAACACAGGCUAUACCAACAAAGAUUAUGGGGCAGAAUGUUGGGAAAGUCCUUUGGAUUCUUAACAACCAGCAUUCACUGUCAGAGGUCUGUCUUAAUGAUGGAUAUAUUUUCUCUUUUUUUGAACUAGUUAUCUGUUUGUUAAAGUGCCUUCUAACCCUACAAUUGAUAGCAAUAUAGACAAUAGGAAUGCUUACAGAAGAAUAGUGGAAGAUGCUAUAUGAAUAUUUUGAAUGUAUAAGAUGUAUUGUUCUCAUGAGUACUGUUUAUAAACAUGUUGCCUUCACUAUCAUAUGAAGU